Messenger RNA from Haliotis rufescens (red abalone), 1609 nucleotides. RefSeq lists its product as uncharacterized. The coding region runs from base 273 to 1226 and encodes 317 amino acids. NCBI's taxonomy places the organism in Eukaryota, Metazoa, Mollusca, Gastropoda, Lepetellida, Haliotidae. The transcript has a single exon. The record is from RefSeq and is a predicted model, not a curated record.
UAUUCUCCUGGUUAACCAGCUGUCACCAACACAUACCACGUGACCCGUGAUUGUUUGUCUCCUAGUUGAGUGAAUGGUUAUACUAGGAUCUAUUGCCUGAUCAGUGGGUGUGUGUGUGUGUGGCGCUGAUAUAAACCUCGUAAGACCUCCAUAAGCUCAGCGUAAUCGGUUUUGAAUAUGACUAAUGCUUGCAUGAUGCAUUACGUGAAGGAACACGCACUGGGGAGGCAUAUUUCCUUCAUUUGGAGUAAAUUGUGUUUCAUGGGCUGUGCAUGUGUAACAUCGAGUAUAUGAAUGAAGAAGACUUGGAAUCAAAUAUGACUGUACACAACACAACGGGAACAUCACGGAAUAUGAGUGUCUCGGUGACAGGGAGUCAAUCACAGACAACGACAGGGUACACAUGCCCUGAGCCAACCACAGCAGUGUAUGAUUAUCAGGGCGCCAUGAAGUUCACUGUCGCCGUGGUGUUGGUGUAUGGCAUCGGGGUUAUUGGCGUCCUCGGUAUCUACGUGAGACGCCGGCGUAAUUAUUCGAUUGAAAGAGAUACUGAUAUGUUUGUGAAAGGAUUACAAGAACAUCGGGAUCUGCUGGAAAAGAAGCGGCAACUCUCGGCGGUUCACAACCUUAUCAACUCCAUCCACGGCACAGCUUGGAAAUAUACUCCAUCUUCUACGGCGGCGUCAACGCCGGUGAGAACCCCAGACAUUAACCCGUUAACGUUGUCCCUGAAACGCUGCGGUGAUGACGCUCGUUCUUUGGGGUCGCCGAUCGUUCCGGAAGGUACGCCCUUGCUCUUCACUCACAGGAGACCUGAGUUUGUGAGGUGUAUCUCCGCCUUCACCAUAGAGAGGCAGGAGUCUAUACCGGAAACUGAAGAAGAGGAUGAAGAGUCAGUGACCUUCACCCCUGGACAGACACCCAGAAGUUUAAGGUCAUUUGGGUCAAUAUUAAAUGAUGGAGUUGACGAGGAGAAUUUAUCAGCGGCUUCAAAGCCAGCUGCCCAUGAUUCCUCUAUUGACAUGAAAUUCAAUUCUGUGAGAUAUUACAAGGGUAAUUCUAGUAGUGAAGUGUCGCCCUUGUCAGAGAGUACAAACAUAGACCAACAUGAAUGUUUUACGCCCGAUAGUGACGCACCUGCGUCUGAGGAAGGGGUUGUAUCGAAAACGAUACCCAGGAUCAAUACACACGGGAGUAUUCCAGCGAUACCUUUACAGGAAGUGUGAGAGUUUAUGCUGUACAUAUAAUCCAUCCAGUGACUUUUGUGCAGGUUUUAUAUUUUGUCUUGAGUGGUAUUGUGUAAUCCGCUUUGGCAGCAUCAAGUCGUAUUUGUUAAAGGAAUGUUAUUUCAUAUCAAGAAAAUACAGUCUUUAAAGAAUUGUACUUUGUUGUAAUUCUGUUGAUUAUCACCUCUAAACGUUACUACCGCAGGUGAUGUUGGAGAAAGUACAUUGUGUUUGUCUACAAACAUCUCUUUCUACGACUAAUACAACUACUACUACUUCUACUACUACUACUAUUACUGUUGUUGCUGCUACUGAUACAACUGCUACUAUUAGUAUUUCUCCUACUACAACUGCUUCCACGCCGACUGCUACCACCAAUACCA